This is a messenger RNA of Olea europaea var. sylvestris, 777 nucleotides long. RefSeq lists its product as uncharacterized. NCBI's taxonomy places the organism in Eukaryota, Viridiplantae, Streptophyta, Magnoliopsida, Lamiales, Oleaceae. The transcript is spliced from 3 exons. The record is from RefSeq and is a predicted model, not a curated record. Bases 1 to 777 code for a protein of 258 amino acids.
AUGCGAGGUGAGUAUAAUGGCCUCAAAGCACUUAUUUUGAAAGAAAAUCCAAGUGCUUACUACAUUCACUGUUUUGCUCAUCAACUUCAAUUAGCUCUUGUAGCUCUGGCACAGAAACAUCCGAAGAUUGAAACUUUCUUCACUACAGUACAUAGAUUGGUGAAUGUUGUUGGAGGAUCAGCUAAACGGAGUGAUCUUAUUCGAGAGAACCAAAGAUUGAAAAUUCUUGAAUCACUCAGUGUUGGUGAAAUAUCAAGCGGACGGGGUCUCAAUCAAGAAAUUACUCUUCAGCGUCCUAGUGAUACACGUUGGGGCUCUCACUAUAGUUGUUUAAUUAACUUGAUUGUCAUGUUUUCAACUAUAGUCAACGUUAUUGAGAUGAUUGCUACUGAUACUACAAGUACCGGAACAAGAGGUGAUGCAUGUCGUUCACAGCGUGAGAUAGUGACAAAUUUGCAUCAUUUUAGUGUGGAAAUGUUUUAUGCCAACAUUGAUAUGCAACUUCAAGAGUUGAAUGAUCGUUUUUCUGAAGUAAAUAGUGACUUGCUUAUUUGUGUAGCGUGUUUAUCUCCAAAUAAUUUAUUUGCUGCUUUUGACAAGAUCAAAUUGAUUCGACUAUAUACGUAUAUUCUUGAUAUGCGCACUUCUGAAGACUUUGAAGAACUACAAGGCAUUAGCGAUCUUGCACAGAAGUUGGUUGUGAAGAAUAAACAUGAAGUGCAUCCAUUAGUUUACAAACUUGUGACACUAGCCUUAGCUCUUCCCGUGGCUGAAUGA